AUGGAAAAUCUCAUUGGUGGCAGUGGAUAGGUUAGUGCCAGCGGAGGUUCAAGCAAUAUGAAGCAGUUUGAUAUGAGGUCCUCUGGGAGAAGUAGCAAGAGUGGAGGCUAAUAAAUGCAAAGCGAUGGGUCAAGAGUUAGUUUGAAAAAAGGAAGAUCCAGUUAGUCAAUACCAUAUGCACUAAUUGAAGGACCUGAGCCAUCAUAAGAUAUGUCAUAUAAAUGGGUAUUAAGGAAUGAAAAAGUCUAGUUAAUUGAGGCAGGCAUAGCAAUAGAAAGAUUUAGCCUAGAGUCAGAUCUAAGAGACUUAGAAACUGAAUUUAGAUUAGUUAGAAAGCUAACUGAGACGAAAGAACAUGAUAAUAAUUAGGAGGCUUUUGAAAAAGAAAGCUCAAAGCUGAAUAGAUAUCAGAAGUUGAGACCUUUCAAACACACAAGAGUUAGAUUAGUGCAGAGAAAUGCUGAUGUAUUAGAUUCAUACAUGAAUGCAAACUAUGUGAAUACGUCAACGAGUCAAAAUGAUCAGAUAUUCAUAGCUACGUAAGGACCCUUAUCAAUCACAAGAGAAAACUUUUGGAGAAUGAUUGAACAAGAGCAGGUUUAACUUGUAAUAAUGCUCUGUUGUGUUAAGGAAAAUGGGAAGUCUAAGUGUGAUUAAUAUUGGCCUGCUGAAGUGGAAGAGAGUUUUACAUUUGAAGAAUCUGGAUUGCAAGUAACUCUUAUAUCUGUAGAGUCCAUUAUGCCUAACCUAAUUCAAAGAAAAAUCAAAAUCAUCAACAUAGAGGAGGAGAGAUUCAUGAUACAUUUGUAAUAUCUAGCUUGGCCAGAUUAUGGAGCUCCAGAAGCAACAGACUUCAAGAUUGUGGGAUAGAUUUUAGAAUAUAUCAGAGAAUAUCAUCAAAAGAGCUUGUCUAAUAACUCAGAAAACAAAAUUGUGAUUCACUGUAGUGCGGGAAUUGGUAGAACAGGAACUAUCCUAGCCAUAUACAAUAUUUAAUUAGCCCUGGAGAGACUUUGCAAAAAUAAAGAACUCCUUCUGCAUUCAGGACAGUAUAACUCCCUUUCAUAACCAAGAAUAUCAGUAUUUGGAGUAGUUAGAAGACUUAGAGAACAGAGAUACUGCAUGGUAUAAGUACUCAGUUAAUAUGAGUUCAUAUACGAGUAUAUAGAUCAGUGGCUAUCCUAAACAAAUUUUAUUAAGAAAAGCCCCAAAUCUUUAAUAUAAUCUUAGGUUACUGGCAGCUAGACUAUUUAGUCCAGUUCUAAAAGUGAAUGA
This is a messenger RNA of Stylonychia lemnae, 1275 nucleotides long. The record is from the annotation of a GenBank genome assembly. NCBI's taxonomy places the organism in Eukaryota, Ciliophora, Spirotrichea, Sporadotrichida, Oxytrichidae.